Drosophila ficusphila is the source of this 765-nucleotide messenger RNA. RefSeq lists its product as uncharacterized. Gene Ontology annotation, molecular function: structural constituent of chitin-based larval cuticle. Gene Ontology annotation, cellular component: chitin-based extracellular matrix. The record is from RefSeq and is a predicted model, not a curated record. Bases 1 to 765 code for a protein of 254 amino acids. The transcript has a single exon. Lineage: Eukaryota; Metazoa; Arthropoda; Insecta; Diptera; Drosophilidae.
AUGAAGUAUCCACUUCUGUUAUUGGGCAGCCUCAGUUUGGCCCACGGACUGGCCUUGUACUAUCCGUAUGUGUACACCGCCGAGGGAUCAGCGGUUUUCACGCCCACCCAGCGGCAGUACAUCGCCCAAGAUCAGUUGGGUCAGUACUCGUAUGGCUAUGCGGAACCGCUGUCCAGCAAGCAGGAGACCCGCACCAUCGACGGAAUCACCAGGGGAACCUACAGCUACCGGGAUGCAGCGGGAAAACUCCAGACCGUCGACUAUGUGGCCGAUAACGAGGGUUUCCAUGUGGCAGCCACCAAUCUGCCAAAGGCCGUAGUUCCACAGGAGUCGCUUGGCAUCGGUCCGCGGAGCCUGGUGGAACAUCCCGUGGAGCAUCCCGUUGUGGUGCAACAUCCUGUCAACCCGCAUCCUGUGGUCAAGCAUCCCGCUGAAGUUAAUCACCCGACUCUAGUGGAAACAGGUAGAAGUGUUCAGCCAGAGGUUCAUCCCCGUGUGGAGCAUCCUGUGGAGCAUCACUCCGUUUCCGGAUCACCUGUUGGCCACUCCCAGUUGCCCCAUCCCGUCAGCGAUACUGUAGAAGUGGCUGCUGCCAAAUCUCUGCACCUGAAACGCGUCGAGGAUGAAGCGGUGCGCAACCAGGUGGUAGCUAAGGUGGUGACCAAGGUUCCAGUUCCAGUGGCCCGCAGCCACCACGUUGUGGUUCCAGCUCCCGUCUACGGGUACACAGUUCCCCGGUACUACUCCCCUGGUUUCUACUACUGA